AUGCGGACGAAUGGUUUGGACGUAGUACUAUUUACAAUUGUUGUGUGCAACCUUGUCCUUGGCUAUACCGCUUUACAAAUCCAUGAUAUUGUAGCAGAACAAACCCAAAUAACUCCCAGAAAAGAAGGCGGUGAAGCUAAUGAUAUUGCAAGUUUAAAUGAUGGAUUAAGAAGUAAAAGGUAUGGGCCAGAAACUAGGGAAUUACUGGUCAGAGAUGAAAGUCACAAGGAGAUGGUCAACUCUUUAGUUGGACAACAUGAUAAAGAGACUGCUGUCGAAAGGAAGAAACGAACUCAUAAAACUAAACGCAAGCAUCACACGGAAACACGAAAAGAUUCGCACAAAUCACGUACACGGGAAUGGGACGAUAUUUUUGAGAAGUUACUUAGUAAGGUUAAGGAAAAAUUGAAGAAAGAUAAAAAGUUACAUGGCAGUUAUAUCGAUAAAAACAGCGCAACAAAAAGCAAAGGUAAAUCUGAUAAGAAAAAAGACAGCAGCAAAAAUCGGGAUGAGCAAACUGCCUCUACUUCAAACAAAAACUUUCAUGAUAAAGUUGGUGAUAAAACGAAGACAACACAGAGCAAAGCUAGUGACAAAUCUGAUAGCAGCAAAAAUAAGGAUGAGCAAACUGCCUCUGCUUCAAACAAAAAGAUGCAUGAUAAAGUUGGUGAUAAAACGAAGACAACGCAGAGCAAAGCUAGUGACAAAUCUGAUAGCAGCAAAAAUAAGGAUGAGCAAACUGCCUCUGCUUCAAACAAAAAGAUGCAUGAUAAAGUUGGUGAUAAAACGAAGACAACACAGAGCAAAGCUAGUGACAAAUCUGAUAGCAGCAAAAAUAAGGAUGAGCAAACUGCCUCUGCUUCAAACAAAAAGAUGCAUGAUAAAGUUGGUGAUAAAACGAAGACAACACAGAGCAAAGCUAGUGACAAAUCUGAUAGCAGCAAAAAUAAGGAUGAACAAACUGUCUCUGCUUCAAACAAAAAGAUGCAUGAUAAAGUUGGUGAUAAAACAAAGACAACAAAAAAAGCUAGUGACAAAUCUGAUAAGGGAAAAGAUCAUCACAAAAAUAGCGAUGAAGAAAGUGUCUCGAAGUUUCUUAAUGAAACGGAGCUUGUUUCACUUCGCGAAGCUUUGCUUGUCCAUCCUUUUAGUACAUGGAAAUUCAAAGAUCGUUUCAACUCAAUGGAGGACCUCGGUGUCCACGAAGCAUUGCUCCAUGAUGUUGUGAAGAACAAGUGGAACACAAGACUGAGACAUAAACUUUUUAAAGCUUUUCGAGGCGAAAAUAUUCACUUGGCCGUCAUAGGCGGCUCAAACACCGCCGGAGGAGGCAUACAAAAGGACGAGGGACGAACAGACGGGUUGUUUUUUCGAGUUAUUCUCGACUGGUGGCAAAAAACUAUCACCCCCAUCACUGGCUCACAUCUCAAAACGCGGCAGAUUGCCAUAGGUGGCACGUCUAGUGAUUUCUUUCAAUACUGCCACCGUUCCUUCGUUCAGAAAGACGUUGAUUUAGUUUUGCUUGAGAUGUCAGUGAACGACCUUCACGAGUUGCCAUAUCACGUUAAUUUGAGCUUACCCAUCGAACAGCUCACGCGGCAACUUCUCGAAUACCCAACUGAGCCCGCGUUGCUCUACGUCAACUUGCUCAGCGGUCGUUCCUAUUACCAAGGAUGUACGAACCUUGAGGAUUUUGGCCAGCAGUUGCUGUCUAACAUGUACGAAAUUACUACUUUCAAUUGGCGUGAUGCCGUUUGCCCUGUGAUAGAUGGGAAAUAUCGUAUCCCUCUAAAAAGCUGCGCCGUCGUCUGUAAAGACGGUCACCAUAUCAACCAACUUGGUCAUGCGCAUAUCUCUCUUAUGGUCAUCAAUCUAUUUCGUGAUCUCCUAUUGGAUAAUAUAGGUCACGUGGAUGAACUAUACGAGCAGGUUUUCCACGAUGAAGUGGUUUUACCGAAACCCGUGUUUAUAGCCGAACAAAGCAAGGUCAUUACCGACCCUGUAUGUUGGACAACAUUGACUCCGAAUUUUAAAAAGAAAAUUAUAACGAAUAGUAUGGAAGUUGGCGUUAUGGAAAAUUACGGCUUUGAUUUUGUACAUGACAAAGCAAUAGGCGGCGGACAUUGUUUUACGGAAAACGCAUGCCGCGCAGAUGCGUACAGCGGAUGGACGGGACGUGAUGUCGGCGCCAGCUUGACACUCUCAUUCACAGUCCCGCCGCUGGGUCAUAACCGGAGGAUCCAAAGCCGCUCCGUGGUUUUUGCGACGCGGACAUGUUGGAAAUGCGGAGUUGCGGAAGUGUGGCUCGACGAUGAUGUUGUAAACAGACGGCAUGUUCGAGCAGAGAGUCAGUACUCACAGACUUUAUUAGAAAUCGUAUCUUUGAGGGUGAAUCCCGGGGAUCAUACUAUGAGUGUGAAGGUAGUCCACCCUGGGGUUGUCACUGUAGUGGGGGUGAUGUUGGGACCACCUGAUGGUCCUUACUAG
This is a messenger RNA of Paramuricea clavata, 2487 nucleotides long. The record is from the annotation of a GenBank genome assembly. NCBI's taxonomy places the organism in Eukaryota, Metazoa, Cnidaria, Anthozoa, Malacalcyonacea, Plexauridae.